This is a messenger RNA of Arabidopsis arenosa, 1133 nucleotides long. NCBI's taxonomy places the organism in Eukaryota, Viridiplantae, Streptophyta, Magnoliopsida, Brassicales, Brassicaceae. The record is from the annotation of a GenBank genome assembly.
GUGACAUACCUACGAAAGAAGAAAGCCGAUAUCUGUCUCAACCGCUCUCCUCUCCUCUACCACCGACACCGGCCUCACGCCGGUGGUCGGAAAUUUCUGGCCAUGCCCAAGAAGAAGAAGAAAGCCCUCCGUGGGGCAGUUCCUGGUUCUUCGAAGUUUGCUGUUGUCUACGCGCGAGCCUCCGCUGCUCUCGCCGGAAAUUCUCGCCUUGUUGCUCCGGCUGCGCGUGUCUCUCCGCCUGGUUCUUCGUCUUCAGCCUCAGACUUGAUUUCUGGGUCUCCAAUCGCAGAUCCAGUCUCAAAUGUGUCCUCGGGAGUUGUGCCACUCUCAGAUCCAAAGCUUUUCGUACCUACCGUUGUCUCUACCGUCGAUGGCUUCGCCUCCGGUGUUGAGGCCUCUGUUGUAACAGCUGCAAAUACUGUUUUGUUAGCUGGUUCUUGUGUCCAAUCGACUGUCCUUGCGACAGACUUGGUCACUACCUCUCCAACCGCGUCGGAAACUAUUCCCAUCGCUAGCCCAGUUGUUCUUGCUGCGGUGGUUGAUUCGGUUCCCUUGGUUAAGACUCCGUCUUCUCCAGUCAAGGUCAAGUCUUCUCCAACGAUUGCUAAUUUAGCUCAGAGUGUUGGCUCCGAUUCAUGGGUGGAUAUGGUUAAGGGUUCUUCAAGGAAGCUUUCAAAGAAGGGAACCGGUUUUUCUUUGCCUUCUGGAGAGCUCUCAGAGCUAUGCCCGAAACUAAUUGAAAAAGGUGCAAAGAAGCGCAGAAAUCAGAGAAGGAGACGAUCAUUGACUCCUGCUCAACAUCGUGAAGGAAAAGAGAUUGUUAAGGUGAAAGGAAUAGCAGGACAUGAAUGGCAGAUAAAAGUUUCUACUGGGAAUGAUGUGAACCUGAUCUCAAAUGCAAAUGGAAGUGCUGGUGGUUCUGUGCUUUCUAAGGCUUUGGUUACCCCUGUUGGUGUGUGCAAGCAGAUACUCCCUGGCGAAUCCAGCCAUUCUGUCCUUGUUAGUACCUUAUCUGAAACAACAAGUGCUGCAGGAGGAUAUGAAUCUUCUGCUCUCCUAUCGGUGUUCUCCUGCACAAGCUGGUGCUUUUGAAAAGAUGUUCACUGAUGAAGAAAUCAAAACUGUGUUUUUUU